Molecule: messenger RNA, 1502 nt
Organism: Chenopodium quinoa (quinoa)
Lineage: Eukaryota; Viridiplantae; Streptophyta; Magnoliopsida; Caryophyllales; Amaranthaceae
Product: mannose/glucose-specific lectin-like
Exons: 6
Coding region: 62-1096 (344 amino acids)
Source: RefSeq, a predicted model, not a curated record
CAGAUCGAUUAAAUUUAUGUAAAAUAUUGAAUGUUCUCAUAUCAUAUCCUCGAUUUUAUAUAUGUAUCAAAUAUCUUCCUCAUCCUCAUUCCAACUAAACCAUCAUCCUCUAUUUGAUACUCAACCAAAAAUCGUCCAGUUAAUUUCUUGCUCACGCGGUAGUAAUACCAAGUUAUCAACCACAAUGGCAAUUCAGAUAAAAAAAUGGUCCUUUCAGCUUAAAGAUGAUCAAGUCAUCACGAAAAUUAUGAUAAAUCAUGGAUACAUUGUCGAUGGAAUUGGCUUUGAAAUUAUGGGUCUAUGUGGGAAAACUAUAGAGUGGUUUACAGGCCCCGGUGGAUCACUUUCUGAGAUUCCGUUAAGUGUUGGUGAAAAGUUGACCCAUAUUAGCGGGACAUACGGGAUGUACUUAGAGGAGAUAUGCAUCACUGCGAUGAGGAUACACACCAAUUUAUGCCCAGAGGGGUAUGGACCAUAUGGUGAGGCCAAGGACGCCGAUGACGUAACACCUUUUUCAACUCCUCUUCCACUGGAUGGUUCUAUUGUUGGGUUUCUCGGAUCCAAUGGAGAAUAUUUAAAUUCUAUUGGAAUUUAUAACGGGCGCAAAAUGAUCAAAGAAUAUGGGCCAUAUGGUAACAAAGAAAGUUCAACAAACUGGUACAUUGAGCUUAAUGAUGGUCAGCGAUUUUCCAAAGUAUUUAUCAAACAUGGAUUCAUUGUCGAUGGAGUUGGGUUUGAAGUAUCAAGCCUUACCGGAAAAACCUACACCCAAAUGUUUAGUGGGCCUGGCGGGGAAACUACAGAGAUUGAAUUGGAUGAAAACGAGUUUAUAACACAAAUAAGCGGGAAGUAUGGAAAGUACCUUGAGAAGGAUAUCAAAAUUGGUUCGAUAACGAUCCAUACCAAUUUAGGUCGUUCAUAUGGACCAUAUGGACGUGAUGAGCAGGUCACAGAAGCUAAGCCUUUCGCAACUCCAGUGCCAUUAGAUGGCACUAUUGCUGGUUUUAAUGGAUCCUAUGGAAUUUACCUUAACUCAAUUGGAAUUUCUGACAAGUACAAGAAGGUUGACAAGUACGGGCCAUAUGGACGUGCUUAAUGCUAUUGAAGCUUAUGGUCGGAAUGUGUGUUUCGCAAUUGCUUACGUGUGCUCGAUGCGGACUACAUGAAGAGCGUCGUCAUCUUUAAUUUUUAUUUUUCUUUUUCCUAAUGUUUGUGUUUCUUUUUUCAUUUUUCAUUUUUCUUUUUCCUAAUGUUUGUGUGUGUGUUUUUUUUCGAAUAAACUCUUUUCUUUCUUUUUGAAUUUGAGCUCAGAGUUUGUUGUGUUGUCACUUAUAUUUCGUUUUUGUUGACUCUGAAUAUCAAUGGACUUUUCUUUUACUCUAAAUUGAAGUAUUGAACUAUUGUCCUCUAUUAUUUCUUUUUCUUAUUGUUAUACAUAAGAGAGUAAAUUUAUCAUGUGAGGUUGUAUGACGAUAUAUCAUAGAUAUAGAUGCGUGAAUAAU